AAGUGAACCAGGAAAAAUAUUUACUCAAAAAGAGGCGGAAGGAGAAUUUCAAUGUUUUGAUAUUUUAAAAAACAAACAUUUCAAUGUUUGGGCUCCAAUAGCUAUAUUUUCUUCUAAACCUUUAUUAUUAACGCGUCAAGAAUAUUUGUAUAAAAAUAUUCGAAAAUUUGUUGAUGAACCAUUUUAG
This is a messenger RNA of Funneliformis mosseae, 187 nucleotides long. The record is from the annotation of a GenBank genome assembly. NCBI's taxonomy places the organism in Eukaryota, Fungi, Glomeromycota, Glomeromycetes, Glomerales, Glomeraceae.